UGCGCCCACGUAGCAUUUAACUGGUACUGCUGCUGUGUAAACGAAGAUGACAAGAACAUCGAACGCCUAACACCAGCGAAAAAAACAAAAUGGCAGCUCACUUGGGUGUCAGAGGUGAACAGAACAGCAGCGAUUUCGAGGCUGAAAAGUACCCUAGAGAAAUCGCCAACAAUCUUCGAGCUUUCCAAGAUUCAUUAACUGAAGUGGAGAAAGCCUUAGCUCCAUUAAAAAAGGCUUCCCUAGGGGACGUUCACAACAAGCUCCAAACGCUGGAUCGGGCCAAACUGGAGUUAGUGUCAGCCUACGCCAUCAACUCAAUGUUCUGGAUGUACCUGUGCACGCAAGGAGUUAAUCCACGAGACCACCCAAUCAAACAUGAACUGGGGCGGAUACAGAAGUACAUGAACAGAGUGAAAGAAAUUAUGGACAAAGAAAAUGCUGCCAAAUUGGACAAAGGAGCAGCCAAGCGUUUUGUAAAGGCUGCACUAUACGACGCAGCUGAAGAGAAACGGAAAGGCAAAAGGAAGGCUACAGGUGACACCGAGUCCGGCCCAUCUAAGAAAAGGUGACGCCACCCCCUUCACCAGUAGCUGUCCUCCUUGUUAUGCUUCAAUGUGGUUGAUGCUGAGUGCUGCACUGUCAGCAUGGCCCAACAGUCACAUCCAGUCAGCUAGAAAAGAAGGCAGAGAGACUGUGACGUUGACGCAGAGCCAGCUACCAGACUAUGGCUUGUUGAACAUUAUUGAUCGAAAAUUAAUAGCUGCUAUGUCACAUCAGUCUUACAUAGUGGAGGAGACAUUGCUCUAAGCUUUGUUCUGCUCUAAUAAGACUGCAACUUCAUUUUGCAACCGACAGUCCUAAAAUGCAUUGCUUGUUAUGUAUGAAAAGCCGAGAGAACAAUUGAUACAUGUAUCUAGUUGCAAGUGAGUCGGGUUGGAGGAAGUCCAAAGAAGGAAAAAUCUCCAUCUGUAUUUUCUGUUGGAAAGUAUCCUAAGACAGAAUGCUUGUGGUGUUGCGGUUUUGUCACAGGCCCUGUUUUCCUGGUUGCAAUGUGUGCCUUACAAGGCAGUGUUCCGAGGAGUGUCCUCGAGGAAAUCGAAUGUAACCCACUGGUGCAUCCUCUAUACUGAAGCAACCAUUGGACACGAAGUGCUGUCCACUCGUUGACUUGACGUACGUAGGGAUAAAUCGAAAGUACAUGUAGACCUUGCAUUGGCACACAUGCACACAUUUAUUAUUUUUGUAACCUUUUUAUUUGCAUCAACUUUCACACACAACGUGUUUAAAAGAUUCAAUCCUCACAGCAUGAGGUGGGCAGAUACAUUGCAUAUGACUUGACACAAUUUAGGAUCAAUGAACUUUAUAAGUGUGCACUGUUUUUCACCACGUUAUGGAGGUUUUGAAUGUGUUCAAGUUUGAAAGUGUUCCCAAUAAAGCCGGAAUACACUGUGAGAAAACUCAAA
Molecule: messenger RNA, 1463 nt
Organism: Acanthaster planci (crown-of-thorns starfish)
Lineage: Eukaryota; Metazoa; Echinodermata; Asteroidea; Valvatida; Acanthasteridae
Gene: c1d
Product: C1D nuclear receptor corepressor
Biological process (GO): maturation of 5.8S rRNA; regulation of gene expression
Cellular component (GO): exosome (RNase complex); nucleolus
Molecular function (GO): DNA binding; RNA binding
Source: RefSeq, a predicted model, not a curated record